UCCAAUAUUGAAAACCAAAAGUCCCUUCCAAAACUCUCAACCUCUUUUUCCCCCUCUGGAAAAUGGCAAUCCACCAGCUAAAUCUAGCCCAUGAAAAUGAUCAACUGAAAUCCCUCAAAUUCCAAGGUUACAAUCAAAAGGGAAAUGGGAUAUCCUUUUGGGCUUUCCUUUUCUCCAUUUUCAUUUUCAUUUCUGUCUUCUACAUCUUCAACCUCUCCCCUUCUUCCCUCCUCAACACCACCAAAUUCUGGUUCUUCAUUUCCAACACUCUGAUUCUCAUCAUUGCUGCUGAUUUUGGUGCAUCGAAAAAACAAGCCCAAGUCUACGAUGAAUACGUCGAGAAAAGCGGGGGCAAUAUUAGCUUUCCAUCGUUCCAAUCUCGAUACCCGGAAAGGGAAAUUGUUAAAACAAGCAUUCCACCUCAAAAAGUGAAGAAUUUCCAGGAAACUCAAGAAGAAGUAAAAGAAGAUGUUGUUCGUGAGAGCGAAUCCACGGUAAAUGAAAUGCAAGUUGUUGUAAAAGAUGAUGUAAAAGAAUCAACAGAGGAAUCCCAAGGGAAGAUGGUGGAAUUCCCUCCAAAUGUUGCUAAUGAAGCUCAUGAGGAGGAAAAGGAAAGCGAAACAAGCAUUGGAUAUGAGCCAGAUGGAGAAGAAGAAGAAGAAGAAGUAGAGGAGGAAGAACAAGAACAAGAAAAUGAGUAUUCAAAAUUGUCAAAUGAAGAAUUGAACAGAAGAGUUGAGGAGUUCAUUCAAAGAUUUAACAGGCAAAUUCGGCUUCAAGCAGCUCAAAACAGAACCCAGCAAAUGCAGAGAGGAAAUUUUGUCCACCAGACCUCAUUGGUAAAAUGAAGAGAGAGGAAUUUCCGACGUACCAAAAAAAAUGGAGAGAGAGAGAGAGAGAAGAAAUUGUCGGAAAUUUUCAUUUCUUAUGUUAUUGUUAAUUGUUACUUGUGUUUGUGUUUGUUCCCCUUCUAUCUAUCUAUAGUGAGUUG
This is a messenger RNA of Rhododendron vialii, 991 nucleotides long. RefSeq lists its product as uncharacterized. The coding region runs from base 63 to 848 and encodes 261 amino acids. The record is from RefSeq and is a predicted model, not a curated record. Lineage: Eukaryota; Viridiplantae; Streptophyta; Magnoliopsida; Ericales; Ericaceae. The transcript has a single exon.